Messenger RNA from Mytilus trossulus (common blue mussel), 582 nucleotides. Its product is annotated as coiled-coil domain-containing glutamate-rich protein 1-like. Lineage: Eukaryota; Metazoa; Mollusca; Bivalvia; Mytilida; Mytilidae. The coding region runs from base 1 to 582 and encodes 193 amino acids. The record is from RefSeq and is a predicted model, not a curated record. The transcript has a single exon.
AUGUUGAAAUUUUCGUUAGUUCUGUGUUUAACAAUUCAGUUGGCCUACACAAAACCCUGGUUUCACCACGAUUCUUCAUACCAAUCAGAAGAAAAUGGUUCCGAUUUAGAGGAAACGGUUGACACUUGGAUUACAAAAACUGACAGAAAUGAGAAGAAAAUAAAUAUCAUACAAGACCAGAUUGAAGAGAUAGGUGACGUGUUAGAGGGUCAGUCGGAAAUGAUUGGCAAACUUCAAGACUUAAUUUCUUUUGGACAAAGACCAUUUGAUGAAAAUCUAAUGAUGAAUGGCGAAGAAGAAGAGGAAUUCAUGAAUGAACCGACGCCGAUGAAUUUCGAUAAUGAGGAAGAACAUUCCGACGAAGUCGAAAAUAGUGAACAGGAGGAAGAAUCUUUUGAUGAAGUCGAGGACAGUGAAACGGGAGAAGUGGAGGAUGUUGAGAAUGAAGCAAAGGAGGAAAACUUUGAGGAUUUAAGUGAAACAGGUGAAGAGGUAGAACCAACAGAAUCAGAUGAACAGGAAAAUGUUACCGAGAGCUAUGUGAGCGAUGAAAAUAAGGAAACAUUAGAAGAAGGAAAAUAG